GUCAUUUUAAUCACCAAUACGAAGUACAAUAGGACAAAUUGUGACUCGCGUAUUUCACUGUCCCUCUGACUGUGACGCUGCGGCUUCACUCCGCUCUCCAGUGUCUUUUUCUUCUGAUGCCUGUGGUGCAGAUGUGUUUUUUCGAAAGAAGAAUAUAGUUGUCGGUAGUAAUUGUUGCUCUUUUUUUUUUCUUCUGGGCAAAAACAUUUACCAAAAUUUUCCAAGCUGUAUUACGUAUUUUUAAAUAGGCUACUGAACCGAUAUCCGCACACAGGUAGAGAAGAAGCGCGGAGACUGUUUAGCCAAUCAGGACGCAGAACGCAAUACGCUGUGAAAAAUAGCUGCACAUAAAAAUCCGCGAGGCCGUGAAAGGUGAACCGCGUUAUAGCGAGGGUUCACUGUAGACAUAUCUGAGGAUCCAGACACAUUUCACAGAGGUUAUUGUCAACUCAACGGAGGGUCUCGAUUUCGGAGCUAAGACUUGGAUCUGGGUUCUAUCAUUUUUCUUUCGAUUAUCUGAAAGUUGGACCGAAGAAACGGUCAUGAAUCCAAAUGUGGAAGUAGUGGCUGUGAUUCUGGGGUUCAUCGGAUGGGUGCUGAUCGGGGUCACGCUGCAUAAUCCUUGCUGGAAGGAGUCCACCGACGACGGGAGCGUCAUCACCACCUCCAACAUCUACGAGAAUCUGUGGAUGUCCUGCGCCACGGAUUCAACCGGGAUCUAUGACUGCAAGGAGUUUCCAUCAGUGCUUGCCUUGAAUGAUUAUAUCCAAGCCUGCCGUGCCCUGAUGAUUGCGUCCAUACCGUUCGGCACCUUUGGCCUGGUGGGGUCCCUGGUCGGAAUCAAGUGUUCAAAAGCAGGGGGAGAAAACUAUGUUCUCAAAGGGAGGAUUGCCGGCACCGCCGGGGUUCUAUUCAUCCUGCAAGGUCUUUGCACCAUGGUCUCGGUGUCGUGGUACGCCUUCAACAUCACCCAGGAGUUCUUUGACCCCUUCUAUCCGGGAAUCAAGUAUGAAAUAGGAGAAGGACUUUACAUCGGCUGGUGCUCGGCCUUGCUCGCCAUCACCGGAGGAGUCUGUCUCUCCUGCUCCUGCAAAGUGGGCACAAAGGAAAAAUAUCCUAUGCGUUACACUGACAGAGGAACAGCAUACUCUGGAGUUGCACCAAGCAGAAGUGCUGCAACCAUCACUUAUGGACAAAUCGCUUACAUCUGAGCAGGACGGCAUUUUUCUGACAUCUUCUCCCUUUUUAUUCUUGUACAUAAAUCAUUCAGGUUUUUUUACCUUAACUCUUUGCUGUGAACUUGCACCAUUUGCUUACUGUUGGCAGUAACUGUAAUGUAUAUAGUCACAAUUUCUGAUGAAUUUCCUGUAUAAAUCAUUAUUAAGGCCGACGAUAUAAACACUGUACAGAGCUGUUUCGCUUCUCUCUCUGCCACAACACAGACUGAGUCAUUUUACAAUUUCUGUUUGUAUUUCACUGAUGAAAUCAGCAUGUGGGCAUUUACCAAAACAAUAAAUUAUGCUUUGAUCUUCAUGAACAAGCACAGAUAUUUAUGCGGUAAAAAUAGAGCUGAUUCAGGUUUUAUUU
Molecule: messenger RNA, 1587 nt
Organism: Gambusia affinis (western mosquitofish)
Lineage: Eukaryota; Metazoa; Chordata; Actinopteri; Cyprinodontiformes; Poeciliidae
Product: claudin-15-like
Exons: 5
Coding region: 543-1211 (222 amino acids)
Biological process (GO): bicellular tight junction assembly; cell adhesion
Cellular component (GO): plasma membrane; bicellular tight junction
Molecular function (GO): structural molecule activity
Source: RefSeq, a predicted model, not a curated record